AUGCGCCGAACACAAACUGUUGAGACCCUGGGUUUUCCCGUUCUGACGGGCGGCGCGGAGCUGGGUGCGAGGCUCUGGCGGUACCGAGCGCUGCCGCCGUGCCCGUCACGUUCCGGGCCCCGGAGCGGAUCGCUCCCGCUCGGCCCGGGGACCGAGGGGCACCAAGGCUGGAACAGGCGGGGACCGAGCGGGGAUCGAGGGGGGGAACGAGACGGGACCGAAGGAGGGAGCGAGGCCCGGCCGGCUCCGCCGCCCCCGGGCCGGCCCCGCCCCGCCUGUCGGGUGCCGCGGUUGCCCGUCAUCUGGUGCAAGGCCUCAGGCCUGCUUCCUUCUAAGUUCCUGAAGGAGAAGUUUCUCAAUGUGAAGGAGGUGGCCAGCACUGGGGCGAGUUUUCUGCCCAAAAUUGGCCCAUUUCGACACAUGAGUGAGACUUGUCAAAAGAUUGUGUCUCCUGUGAAGGCACACAGGAGACCUGCUUGUGUCUCUGCACUGACAGCAGUGCAGCUGGAGAAGGCAGACAAAGCAGGGGAGAGUUUUCUCAAAUUGUUGCCAGUUCCUCCGAUAGAGAGCUUGCUCCAAGUUUCCCCACCAGAGAUGGUAUUUCAGAAAUUCGUCGCUCAUGAGGUCUCGGAAAUGGUACUGUCUCUCACAAACAAGGACAAGUUUACUCGGCUGGUGAAGGUCUACAUGGAGAGAUCACCUUAUUUUGAGCUGUUGUGCCCCAAUGAUGCAUACCACAUCAUCCCACCAGGCACAUCUUCCCAUGUGCGCAUCCGCUUCACCCCCGACGAGACCAAGGAUUAUUCCCACGAACUCAUCUGUCUCACUGCAAGGGACAGGAUAGUUGUGCCUAUUCAGGCCAUUGCUGCCCAAGCUAUCCUGGACUUCCCUGACCAGCUGGACUUCUCACGGUGCCCAGUCAAGUACAGCAGCCAGAAGACUCUGCUGGUUCGCAAUGUUGGUAACGUGGAAGCUCAUUACCAGCUGAGCACCCAGAGUCCUUUCUGCGUGAUUCCAGACAGGGGAACUCUGGCCGCUGGUGACACCAUGCAGGUGACAGUGGGAUUUCACCCGCUGACGGUCGGUGACCAUUCCGGGUCCCUGGUAGUGUGCUGCAACACAGGUGAGUGUAUCUGCACAAACCUUCACGGAGAAGCUGUAGAUGUCAACGUUGGGUUGAGCGCCAAUUCCGUGAAGGUUGAGAACACUUUCAUCACCACAUCAAACUACACAACCGUGUUCAUCGAAAACAGGAGUGACAUCACAGCCCACUUCCAGUGGAAGACUUUUCCUACUGAGGAAGAUGAGAAUAAACUGAAGAGAAGGCAGUGCUAUUUUCUGCAGCCACUGACAGAGGUAUCGCUGGAAAACUUCAUUGAGGAGAAGAAUAUAGAGCAGGAGAAGGGCUAUUGUGAAGAUAAAACUGCCCUUGUGAGCCACACAGUCCAGGAGGAGAUGGCAAAGGUGCAAGAAGACCCCAUGCUGUUCUCCGAUGACAUUUUUUCCAUUGAACCAGUGGAGGGAGAAAUUGGGCCGAACUGUUGCACCAAAAUCAAGGUGACCUUUAAACCUCUAGAAGCACUGGAGUAUCGAAGUGUGGCUUACUGCAACAUCUCAGGCCGAGAGAGCAGGCUGCCCCUGCACCUCAUAGGGGAAGGCCAAGGACCCUUCGUUGAACUCAGCUCUCAUACACUGAACCUUGGGAACAUUUUUGUCAACACCCCCUACGUCUAUGAGGUGAAACUGAUUAACCAAGCACCUAUUGAUGCUCCCUUCACCUAUAUCUGUACAACUGCAAACGUGGGCUACUGCUUCAAGUUUGCACCUGAGGAGGGCAUCAUUGCACCAGGUGGGAUCCAGACCAUCCAGAUCUCCUUCAAUGCCACCGUACUGGGGAGGUUUGAGGAAGAAUUCCAGUUCAGUGUGGCUGGAUCUCCUACGCCUGCAAUCCUGACAAUCAAGGGACAUGUCUGUGAACCGACUGUACACUUCAACGUCGAUGAGCUCGACUUCGGUGACAUUUCCUUUGGCUUUCCCUACACCAUGACCUGUCGCCUCACUAACCCCUCCCCAGCAUCCCUGAGGUUCAAGCUCCGCAUGUCUGACGAUGGCACUCAGCCUGCUGUGACCCUGUGUUCCAACACCAUGAUGGAUUUCUGCCGGAGAAUGCUGGUGGACCUGGAGGGUAUUGGCAAUGGAGUGGCAUCAGUGACCAUCAUGGCCAGAUGUCUCGUUCCUGAGCUGCGAGUGUACCCUCACGUCCUGCUGCACGAUGAGUGCCGCCUCAAGGUGCCCUACGAGAGGAAGUUCCUCGUUGUGAAUAACACCGACCUUCCUGGCUGCUACGGGCUUAUUCCCCAGAAACGCAAGGAGGACACUCCUGUGUUCUACUCCAGCCCCAAACCCUGUGGGAUUGUCCAGCCUCACAGCAUCGCAGAGAUUCCAGUUACAAUCGAAGUCCAAACAUUGGGCGAGCAUCGCACCAGUGUUCUUAUCAGCGUGUUUGGGGAUGAGAGAAACCCACGGGCCUGCAAACCCCACUGCUAUGUCAUUGAACCCAGAGAAGGAGUGAUCCCCGCUACGGGUGAUAUUCCUGUGACCAUCACAGCAACCUUGGAUGACACUGGGAUUUUUGCUGACACUAUUCAGCUUUUCAUUGGGAACAGCCUUUGGACCACCUUCAUGUUGCUGGCUGUGGGCACCGGCACCACAAUUGUCAUGGACAAACCAUUCGUCCCAGAGCUCAGCUUGGGACACCAGUUCAGGCUCGUUCCCUGUAUUUGUCGGUUCAAAGUAACAAACAGGGGCCACCAUUUCCAUCGGCUCUUCUGGAGUGUGGAAUGUCACAGCCCCCCUAAGAAGAAGGGCCAGAGCAUCCCAGCCCUCAGUAGCCCCCUGGCCGAAGAUGAUUGCCAGAGCCCCAAAGGCACCAGCCCCGUGUUUGGGCUGGAGCCACUGUCGAUGGAGCUGCAGCCGGGCGAGUCUGUGGACAUGGUGCUGCGAGGCUUCUCCCCCAUCGAGCAGUCAGCAAAGAAGGGCAGAGAAAUAACUUACACCAGCAGGACAGAGAAGAUAAUAGAAACAACCAUUACCUGCAAGUUUAUUGAUCCCUCCAUAGAAAUAUCAGCCAGACAAUUCUCUUUCUGGGUGGAGAAGAAACCCAGUGAUGAUGUCCUGACUCUGCAGUACAAGCCUUUGGCUUUAAAGAACACCUGCUUGCUGCCACUCGACCUUAUGCUGGACUUGGAGCAGCCGUUUCUGCUCUGCGAUGCGGACCAGCAGCCCCUCCCGGAUGGCCAGCCUGUGACAGUGGAUGUAGGACAGACCUGUCAUCUCUACAUUGCAUUUGACCCAUCUUAUAAACUGGAUUUUCAUAGCUGGAAGGAAGAGAAGGUUCUGAAGAUAAACAUGGUCAACGGCCAUCCUUAUGUGGAGUGUAUCACCCUUCAAGGAGAAGUCCACUUCCCCAAUCUCCAAAUCCAGCCCUGCACCCUGGAGUUUGGCUGCAUCCUGGCUGGCACUGCAGAAGGGCGUUCUCUGGAGAUAACCAACUGCAGCCCACUGCCUGUCCAGUACCACUGGUCAUUCCAUUCAGACGGCCAGGUGAACAGGCUGAGGUCCCUGUUCAUAGUUACAUUAUUUUCCAGGCAUGAGCGUUGCCCACCUAAGUUCAAACCCCAACCACCAAAGGAGAAGAGAACCUGCUUGGAUUACUCGGCACCUCAAAGGAGACGCUUCAAGAUUAGAAAUGGGGAGGACCCAGCCACAGCCCUCAGAGAAUCGCACCUCCAGCUACAGCUGCAGUUUGCUCCAAGGUGCUCUUCUGCAUCCAUUUCCACACUGAACAUCUCAAUCGUUCCUGUCCUCCAGGUUUUCAGUAUCCUGCCGCAGUCGGGUGUGCUGCAGCCAGGAGAGAGACAGAAGGUCUCCUUCAGCUUCUUUGGCCACCUCAACACCAUCGCCAGUGUCACGGCGCUGUGCCAUGUAGAGGGAGGCCCCACCUACGAGGUGGAGCUGACCGGGGAGGCCUCAUGCAUCAGCUACUCCCUGAGCCUCCAGGAGAUCAACUGCGGCUUUCAGAUAUUUAAUGAAAUUCAUCACAGCACAGUCACCCUGGCGAACACUGGCAACACUGAAUUCAACUGGGUGCUAAAUCCUAGCACUGCAGAGCAACAUCUGCCUGGCGUGUUUCUGGUCAUCCCCCCCACUGGCUCCGUUGCACCUGGUGAGAAGCAAGUGCUGAAAUUCUCUUACAUGCCAGGAGUACCAGGAGCCUUCAGCAGGACUUUCCAGCUUAAAGUGGGUGACCUGGACCCAGAAAAUAUCUGCCUGAAAGGAGAAGCAUUCUUUCCUGUGAUCAGUGUGAACCUGCCCUGGAACAUCGAAGGAAAUGAAAAAUAUGAGAAGCUCAUAAAACCCCUGCAACAAUUCAGUCAGAGGAAUCAAUCAGUUGUUCAGAAGACUCAGAGUCCGAAGACUAAGGCCUUGAAGUUUCAGACUCCAAAGACUCAGACCCUGAAGACUCAGAACCUGAAGCCCCACGCACCUGGCUUUGGCACUGUACCAAACACUGAGCUGCAGAUAGAGACGGUGAUGAUGCUGAUAGAGGAGGCUGCCCUGGAGCUGCAGGAAAAGCUCCCAUCCCAUCCCCCAUACAGCAGGUUCCCUGACAAAAAGAUGCGCCAGAGUCUUGUCAAAGUUGAGCUGCCUGAAUAUGUGCUGGACAUGGGCACUGUACGUAAGGGUUACACUGAGAGACGCACCCUGGUGAUCACCAACCCUGGGCAGAUCCCAGUGUCCUUCCAGGUCGAUGUAUCUGCCCUGCAGGACACAGGUUUCAGAGUGAAUCUGGACCAGAUGCAGGGUCUGCCUCACAGACACACCAUAAUGUUUGAGGUGUGCUUUGAAAGCACCCGCCGGCCAUGGGGUGAUGUGGAUGUGCUGCUGCCCAUAGAGGUGGCAAAAGGCCCCACGUAUAACAUCCACCUCCAUGCCACUGUGUUGGGACUGUCGCUCAACCUCUCCAAGAACAUGCUGCAGUUCUCUGAUACCCUCGUUGGGCAGUGCCAGAUUGAGACAGUCCAGCUCUACAACUGGUUCCAAAUACCCUGCAAGUGGUUCAUUACUGCCAUCAAGCCUGUCAGGAAGGACAAUCAACGCAAACGCAUUACACCAGCCAUGCGUCAGAAGCAGCAGGUGCUGGAGGAUGAGCCCUGUCCCUUUGAAGUGACGCCCUCCAAAGGAACCCUCAAUCCAGGAAGGUGGCAGAACUUACAAAUCCAGUUUACACCCAAGCAGGAGAGGUCUUACAAGAAUGAGCUGAAGCUUAACAUUUGUGGAAGCAGCAAUCACUUAAAGCUGCACCUCUCAGGACAAGGUCUAGAGCCACGGUUGGAGUUUAGCCCCCCAGCACUCAAGAUGGGAUGGGUGCUGGUGGACAGUGAUGGGGUGGAUGCCACAGUAGUGGUGAAGAACCCAUGCAACUUCCCUGUUGAGUUUUACUCACUGGAUUUUGAUGAGCAGUACUUUGAGGAAGAGAAGAUCCUGUGGAUGGCAGCGGGGUCUGAGUACCAAAAGAACUUUCUAAUGCCUCCACGCACCGUGGGUGGGAUGCUGCCCCCAGAGGUGCUGGAGGACUGUGAAGCACAGAAGAGGCCGAAGGCUCAACAGGCAGAGCUCAAGGCCAUGGCAGAGGCCAAGGACAUGGCUGAGGCCAUAGACAAGGCAGCACCAGCAUAUCAUGGGGCUGUCACACCCUCUCCUGAGCCCAUGGUGGAAGUGACUGGGAGCCCUAUCUCUCAGGCUGUCAUGCGCCACCUGGGCAUCGACCCAUCUUCAGAGAGUUGUGAAGCACAGCAGGACAGAGGGAUUGUUGUUAUUGUCCAUGGGCCACCCCGGGCAGGUUCUUCCAAGGCCUGUCCCUGUAAUGCCUCGUAUGCAAGUGUCACCAAGCAGUCCUCCUCUCUCUCAGGAAAGACAGAGAUAGUGGUGGCCCUGUGUCACUAUUAUGACACUGCUCACUUGUCCAUUGACACCAUGGUGAAAGAGGCCAUCGCCAAUGAUCAGAGCCAAGCAGGGCGCCGCGCCCGGGAGCUUUGCACCAAGGCUGCCAUGGAGCUGAAAGGCGAAGACCAAGAUGAUGCUGGUAAAAAGCCUCUGCUUACUGCUCAGACCAAGAACAAACAAGCCUCUGGAGAAAAAAACAACAUGAAGAAGAAGAAUCCCAAAGGCAAGAACCCUGCAGCACAAAAGAAGGAGCCAGCCAGCAAACCCAACAAAAAGGACACCAAGCAGCUGAACAUCAUCAGCAGUCAUGGGGAAGAGCUGAACUGCUUGAGCUGUGUGCUGCCCGAGGACCUGCUGGUGGACAUCCUCUGUGAGAGGCUGAAGCAUGAAGACUGCUCCAAGGGAGUGGUCUUUGAUGGCUUGGAGAGCCUCUUCACAAGCAGCCUGGAAUCUUCUCUGCUCUGUGUAUUCAAAGCUGUCAACAAUCGUCAUCAUAUCUACAUGGUGAACCUGCAUCACGAUUAUGCUUCUUGGAAAGCCAAGGAGGAAGCUGAAAGAGAGAAGGAAGAAUGGCAGAGGAAAAAACCUAUUCAGAGGAGCACAGAAUAUGUCUUGCAAAUGGAUGAGGAUGAGGAUGAUGCCCUUCCUGAGAAGAAAGCUCUAGUGGACAAAAUAAUACCAGAAAGGAAGUGUAUACAGAGAGAGAGAAGUGUCUUUAAGUCUAUGAUGUUGAUUUACACCUUCUUCAUCAUCCCUCUUCUUCACCCAUACAGUGGGAUUGUGGUAUGGCCUUCAGCUGAAAACAAGCUUCACAAGACCAUAAAGCCUCAGGAGAAGGUGGAGAAGAAGCCUGAACAAAAAGGUGGAGGCCAAAGGAGUCUUCAGUCAUCUCAGCUGGAGACACAAAGUGAAGUUGCAGAAGGGGCAGUCAGAGAUGAGCAUGUCGGGGUGUGGUGCUUGGACAUCCAGGUCACAGAUCCAAAGGCCAUGAUUAGGGAGAUCCUGAGGGAUGGGAGGCUGCCAACAAAAGAUAAGAUGCUGAGACAUCUGGGACUGCAUCCCGAAGGGCCUCCCCUGCCCCCUGCUGCUGUCUUCUCCGUAGUCAACUACCCAGAGGAGUGGUUGGGUUCUGCAGAGUGUGUGAAGCCCUUCACCAUUGUUGCACCGGAAGGUGCUGCUAUGGAAGACAAUCGGGCCAAGGCCCCAGAUGCCAAGGGCAGUUCUGCUGAGGGCCAACCAAAGACACAUAAAGCAGCCAGCAGAGACAACUGUCCAAAGGAGAACCAUAUCUCCACACACAGAACAGAAAGUCCCCAGGAUUCCUCUGCAACCAGAUCCAACAGUGUGCUGAAAAGAGCCUCAACCCCCACAGAAUUCCACAGGCUGAAACGGUACCGAUGGAUAGUGCCUGGCCACGGUGAGGUGGAACUGAAGGUCCACUUCUCCACCAAAAGGCCAGGGAAGUUUGAGCACACGCUGAGGUUUGAGCUCGUGGAGACAAAGCGCCAGUACGAGCUGCCCUGCAGUGGCACGGGCGUGUACCCCAGCAUCAGCCAGAACCCGCGGCUGGUGUUUCCACAGUGGAGGGAGACCAUGGAGGCAGAUGAAAUCAUCUUCAAGGAAUAUGUUGAGAGCACAAAGCAAUUCCACUUUGGACCUCUGCUGUGUGGGAAAUCAAGAGAGUGGUACAAGGCCCGGAACUGUCCCGGCAACUCAGAGAAUAUAACCAUCCUCAACAACUCCCCUGUGGAUGCAGAGGUCCAGUUCUCCUUUGAGAAUGAUGGGAAAGCAGUGACAUUCCUUUUGGACCCUCCCAGCAUGACACUCAAACCAAAGGAGAAGCAGGAGCUGACCAUUUGGGCAUACCCCACUUCCCCUGGCUUCCUGGAAGACAAACUCAUCUGCUGCAUUGAGAAGAACCCAGACCCAGUGGUUUUCAGCCUGUGCUGCCAUGGGGUGCACGUGAUGCUGGAGGUCAGCCCCCUGGAGCUGUCUUUUGACAAGCUGCUUCUGCACAGGACUGACAGCAGGACCUUGGUCCUGAAAAACAACACCCUACUGCCCAUGGCCUGGCAGCUCACUGGGCUGGAUGACCUUGUUGAGGCCUUCUCCUUGUCACAAGAUAACGGCAUCAUUGAUCCCCACUCAGAGUUUGAUGUGACCCUGAAUUUCAAGGCCGAGCAGAUUGGCAGCAUUGAGAAGACCCUGCGACUAGAGGUUUCAGAUACAGGAAACAUCCUGGGGAUUGUUCAGGCUGAAGACAUUGAGAUCUCUGCAGAGGUCUGUGAUGUUUCUCUGAGUAUCGACAUGCCUGAAGGUCCAGAUGGAAGCUUGGAAUUUGGAACCAUUCAUGUCCUGGAAAAUGUGAAGAAAGUCCUGAGUCUAAAGAACAAAGGGAUACACAACAUUGAGUACCGUUUUGUGCUGAAGAAUGCAGGUCCCAGGAUGCAAGAUUUGGCAUCCCACUUCACUAUUGAGCCUCAGUCGGGCAUGCUGAUUGCCUCCCAGCCUGGUGUGAAUGUUGAGAUGCUCUUCCACCCCACAAGGGAAAUGGUCGUCAAGAACAAACCCAUCCUGUACUGCCAGGUGAUAGAUGCCAGCUCAGGGGAAGGAAGCCAGACUGUUGCCACCAUCCCAGUGAGGGUGUCGGCAAAAGCUGUGUACAGCAAGUACAGUAUUGAGCCUGCCUCACCCAUCAACUUUGGGGCCAUGCUCAAGGGCACCAAGAAGACCCAGACUGUCGUGCUGGAGAACAGAGGCAUGCUCAACUUCAAAUUCCACAUCCUCCAAGCACCCGAGGAUGCAUCUGCAUUGGAAAGCAAAAGCUCAAAGCAAGAGGAAUCCGCUCCACCAGCGACAAAGCUGAAAUCAAGCUCCUUGACACAGGGUUACCUCAGUCUUGGCAUGUUCACGGUGUCCCCCUGCUCCGGCUCUGUCGCUCCGUGGGGCCAGCAGAAGAUCACAGUGGAAUGCCUCGCAGGGCAGGAGGGGACAUGUGAGGAGCAGCUCUACAUUGACAUCAUGGGCAGAGACCCCAAGGACAAUCCCGUGGGCAUUCCCUUUACCCUGAUUGCCGAAUCCUGCCUCCCAGCACUUGUUGAGGAUGUCACGUUAACCUUCGAGGAGUACCCGAUCUGCAGCAGCACCAACCUCAGCUGCAAGCUGCGGUCAGUCAAAGGCACGGGUCUGUUUGUCAGAGAAGAGAACAAAUUUGUCUUCACCAAGGUUCUGGUUGGGCAAGAGGCUGAAGCUCAUUUCAGUGUCUACAAUACAAGUGGUCUGCCAUGUGACGUGGUCCUCUCCAACAAACCCCUGCCUGGAAAGGAAAAAAGCCCUAUCAAUAACAUUUUCAAGUUGUAUCCUGACAUGAUGUCCAUUCCUGGCUCAUCCAAUGCCGUUGCUACGGUGACCUUCACCCCACCAGAGAAGCAGAACUACAGCUGUACUUUCAAGGCUUCCCUUGUCAUCCCAAAAAGCUCUGUGCAAAUUAAGCCCCAAACCCUGACCUUCACCAUCAGUGGGAAGGGGCAUGAGCCACAGGUGACAGUCGUGUGCCCAAGUGCUCGCAGCAAGAGGGGAAAUGCUGUGCUGCGCUUCAAGAGACUCCGGGUGGGGGAUUCAGAGAUGCUUCCCCUGGUCAUCCAUAACAAUGGCAUCGUACCUGUCAAGUUUAUGUUACACCUGGAGGAUGAGCACGGAGCGUUCUUCUUGAAAGGCAGGGGCUCCACACUCGAGAGAUUCUACACUGAAGAUGUGGAAGAGGACUGCGUUGGAAAUGAGAGCAAGCCCCCAGAGAAGCCUUUCUUCUUUCUGCAUCAUGGGCAAUCGACAAAUAUUGAUGUCAUUUUCAAACCCACCUUGACUCAACAUCUGGAAGGGAAGAUUUGUGUGUUACUGGAAGACAUCUACUCUAAGAAGACCCUAAUAGAGCUGGUGGGUGAAGGCCACAAGGAUGAAUUCACCCUUGAUGGACUAGAGGAAGACACAGAUGAGAGGAGAGCUAAGCGCAGUCUGAAGAAAGACAUUAUUGAUGCUGUCAGAUUGAAUCACAUCCAGUUUGGGGACUGUCCUGUCGGGAGGCCCUACCGCAGGACCUUCACCAUCACCAACCAUACCAGUACGAAGGUCAUGCGCUUUGAGUGGGAGGCAGACGCCGCAUUCCAGUUCUCCCCCAAGAUGGGACACCUCCAUCCUGGCUAUGCCAAGGACAUCACAGUCACCUUGAAAUCAGAUGUUCCAGCCACCUUCAGGAGGCACCCUGUGAAAUGUAAGGUGAUCAAGACCAACUCUGAGCUACCACAAAGGAUGGUUCAGGAUUGGGAGGACCGAAUGUGCAUUGUCACAAUGGAGGAUACCACCAGGAAGGACAUGUCAGCCAGCUGGCCUGAGAAAGAGAAGAUGGUCCAGACAGCCCCAGAACCAGAACCGGCACCGGCUUACACUGUGGAUGAGAGCAUCCAGGAGGCCAAGGUGUACCUCAGUGCUGUUGUUGGCUACACCGAGUUCAAACGGAACCUGAUAGUGGUUCAGCUCAAGGAUACCUUGCCCAACCAGACAAGGAAAGACAUUUUCAGGAUACACAACACAGGAAAUAUAGCCCUGGAAUACAGCUGGAUGGAAGCUGCAGAUAGUAAAGCAGUGAAGAAACCAUACUCAACCACUCUGAUGCAUGACAUCAAAGACCUGCCACUGUUCUACAUCAACCCCUGCCACGGCAUCAUCCCUCCUGGCCAAAAGCAGAUCUUUCACAUGCUGUUCUCCCCAAAGCACGCGGGGAAGUUUAGGACCACCAUACUCUUCAGGACUCAUAAGCUGAAGCCGGCUCUGAAGAAGGUAGAGGUGAUUGUGAAAGGCAGAGCCCAGGAGCAGGAGAGUCUUGAUAAACCAAAACGCUCUGCGUUACGGCAGACAGACAAAGGCCAAGGACCCAAGAAGCAGGUGCACUGGAAACUAACACCUGAGUGA
This is a messenger RNA of Cinclus cinclus, 10971 nucleotides long. Its product is annotated as hydrocephalus-inducing protein homolog. Gene Ontology annotation, cellular component: axoneme. Bases 1 to 10971 code for a protein of 3656 amino acids. Gene Ontology annotation, biological process: axonemal central apparatus assembly; cilium movement. The record is from RefSeq and is a predicted model, not a curated record. The transcript is spliced from 68 exons. Lineage: Eukaryota; Metazoa; Chordata; Aves; Passeriformes; Cinclidae.